Sphaeroforma arctica JP610 is the source of this 675-nucleotide messenger RNA. RefSeq lists its product as hypothetical. Bases 1 to 675 code for a protein of 224 amino acids. The transcript is spliced from 3 exons. The record is from RefSeq and is a predicted model, not a curated record. NCBI's taxonomy places the organism in Eukaryota, Ichthyosporea, Ichthyophonida.
AUGUCGGCAUAUUCAGCUACCACAAAGCAAGACUGCUAUUCGAUGGAAGAGCGCGGAGCCUCACACGAAGCGUCCCAGACGAGAAUUGAGAAGGACAAUAAGGCACCACGCUUAUCCUUGCCGGUGUCAGGAUUCUCAAAUGUGGAUGUCCAACAUUUGCCUUCUAGUACGCACGACGGUUCACAAGACAAACCUUUAUCAAGCGAUUCGAAUUUUCAAAUUCGCAUAGCCCAAUCGCACACCACACUUGAACACAACUCUGUAGCCUGGUAUCAAAUCUUCAAAGUCCUACGAAAUGUGCGCGCGAGUAGGAAAGUGUCGGGCAAAGAAUUCAACAUACUCAAUGGAUCCCGUGGAAUCAAACUUGCAUUCUCAGAUUGGAGAUCGAAUGUUGUAAUCUCACUGCUAUGUGCAAGCAUGUCGACGGCUUUGACCGUAUUGAGCGCCUUGUGGCUGGAUCCUAUGACCAAAUACUCUGCCGAGUGGGCAACCAUCAUUGUUUUCUAUAAUAUUGACCCGGCCCAGGACCUCGACCCAUUGACUACCUUUGACUUUCAUCUCCCUCCCGGUGGACUCGAUCAAUACGGACCCGCAGGUCACCCCAACAUAAACAUAAGCAAUGGUGGUGUGUUAUGUGCACCUAGUGCCACACCAACCAACAUUACGCCAAAAUGA